This is a messenger RNA of Symsagittifera roscoffensis, 1038 nucleotides long. Its product is annotated as histone-lysine N-methyltransferase set-1-like. Gene Ontology annotation, molecular function: histone H4K20 methyltransferase activity; protein binding; transcription regulator activity. Bases 1 to 1038 code for a protein of 345 amino acids. The record is from RefSeq and is a predicted model, not a curated record. Gene Ontology annotation, biological process: regulation of transcription by RNA polymerase II; regulation of DNA damage response, signal transduction by p53 class mediator. Lineage: Eukaryota; Metazoa; Xenacoelomorpha; Acoela; Convolutidae. The transcript is spliced from 4 exons. Gene Ontology annotation, cellular component: nucleus; polytene chromosome.
AUGGACUCCGAACUUCCUGCUGUGAAUACUGCGCAACUUGAAACUCCUGUUUUCCAUAGAGAUCAUAAUGAACCUCCAUCUAGUCAACAGUCUGUUACUAACAGAUGUAGUACAUCUCGGAGUUUCGACCAAAAUUUUGCACAGCACCCAUCUGUGGAAGUUCCUUUAGGAACCCCCAUCCGACCUAUGCCCUAUGCUGAACCUUGUACAAUUAUUACAGAUGUUAAUCAUAAUGACAAUACUUACCACACAUUGGAGACUCCGCAGCAAGUGUCUUCUCGAAAAUCAACUCCUUCAAACCAGCAUUCAUCAACAACUUUGUCAUGGGAAAUACCUCUGUUCACGCCGCAGUCGGCGACUGCCACUCAGGCUGACAGUUCAAGUACAGAGCCUCCGACUGAUUCUUCAUCUGAGAAUAUGGCAAAACGAGUUAUUCCAACGAACAAUGACUCGCAAACCGAGCGAAACAAAUGGGAAACUCAUCACGACCUAAAGAAAGUCAUGUCCCAAAUCGCCAUGCUGCAGAAAGAGAAAAGCAAGCGACAACAAAAGCCGCUUUCUGAUUCCAGCGGCAUUAGUUAUAAAGGCACUGGAAACUUUCUUUCAUUGGAAGCACAAACGCUUCUGGCCCACAGAUGCGUUGUCAGCACACAGGCCUUCCAGAAGGAUGAUAUUAUCAUGGACUACCAUGGGGUUGCUGUGACAGAUAAAACAUAUCAAGAUUUGAUAAGGAACCGUUCUGUUCCGACUGAAUUUGUGCUGGAAAUUGGCGCGCCUGUGAAGCGUUUCAUCGAUGCUUCUUCAGAAGUGUGUGUUGAACAUCCAACCAACCGCUGUCUUGGUCGACUGGCUAAUCACAGCACGCUAAACUCCAAGAAGAAUUUGGAUGCGAAUAUGAAGAUCAUAGAAGUUGUUCUUAAUGCCUUCGAUCCGCCAAAACGAUUAGCUGUAUUCAAAGCCCGAAGAAACAUUGAGCCUUUCGAACAGUUACGAUACGAUUAUGGCGAUAAAGUUGCUCGAUACAUGUUCAACAUGUGA